GAGCCCCUCCCUGCCGCCUCCGCCGCGCUCCCGCCCCUCGGGCCGAGGCUGUCACCGCGCCCGCCGCCGGGCGCCGCCAGCAUGUUUGACAGGACGCGGCUACCCUUCGUGGCGCUGGACGUGCUCUGCGUGCUGCUGGCUGGCUUACCCCUUGGUGUUCUAAACUUGGCCAAAAUAAAGCCGUAUCAGAGAGGCUUUUUCUGUAAUGAUGACAGCAUCAAGUAUCCGUUCCAUGACAGUACCAUCACAUCCACUGUCCUCUACACAGUGGGGUUCACCCUGCCCAUUUUUUCUGCAAUUUCUUCACUGUAUUACAACUAGCUUAGAAGAUGGAAGUGUACAUCAGGGAAGCUUUUUGGAAUUGUCAUAUGAGAAAUAUUCAGUAGAGAGCCUGUACUGCUCCUCUGCUGUCUCCACUUCUUACAUAAAAGGAGUACUUAAACUCUCCAAUUUCUUCUGCUCUCAGAUAAUCGUAGGAGAAACUCUCUCGGUCUUUUAUAAUAAUUUGCACUCAAAUUCGUUUGUCAGAAAUAACUACAUAGCCACUAUUUACAAAGCCAUUGGGACCUUCAUUUUUGGGGCAGCUGCUAGCCAGUCAUUGACAGACAUUGCCAAGUACUCCAUAGGUAGACUGCGUCCUCACUUCAUUGCUGUGUGCCAGCCCGACUGGACACGGAUAAACUGCAGCCUGGGCUACAUUGAGAACUUCACUUGCCAUGGAGACAAAGCAAAAAUCAAUGAGGGAAGACUAUCAUUUUAUUCUGGCCAUUCUUCAUUCUCGAUGUACUGCAUGCUCUUCGUAGCGGGACAGAGAGGGAAGAGUGAGGAAAACAAAGGGAUUCUUUAUCUUCAGGCAAGAAUGAAAGGAGACUGGGCAAGACUUGUACGUCCUACUAUACAGUUUGGUCUUAUUGCUGCAUCUAUCUACGUGGGUCUCUCACGUGUUUCUGACUACAAGCAUCACUGGAGUGAUGUUUUAACAGGACUUAUCCAGGGUGCAGUGGUAGCUGUGCUCAUUGUUGUGUAUGUGUCAGACUUCUUCAAAGUGAGAGGAUGUACAUUUCAACCAAAAGAAGAUUCCCAUACAACCCUACAUGAGACUCCAACAAAUGGAAAUCACUUUGGCAGCAAUCAUCAACCAUGAAGAAUGACCCACAUUACCUACAUUGCUCUGAAAGAAAACAAUUUCACAAGUCUAACUCUGUAAUAUAAGUAAUUGCCUUUGAGGGACUGCUGCUGCUGCUCUUGGCUGCUCACUUAACCUGUAUAUAGUAACAUCUACCACAGUUAUUGUACAUCUAAACUUUAAAUUUCUGUUGGUUCAAGCUCUUGCUUAAAAGAAAGCUAUUACAACUGUAAAUUUUUAUUGAAAACUGUAACAAGUUAUAUUAUAUACACUGCUGUUUGUACAUGCCUUGUUGAAUCAACUGUGGUUUAAGUAAACACCAUUAAAAGGAAUUGCUUGAUAUGGAA
This is a messenger RNA of Taeniopygia guttata (zebra finch), 1473 nucleotides long. The record is from RefSeq and is a predicted model, not a curated record. NCBI's taxonomy places the organism in Eukaryota, Metazoa, Chordata, Aves, Passeriformes, Estrildidae.